GCUUCAGAAAGCUAUCCGACGUUGUAAAACUUACUCGCUAUGGCCCGUACCAAGCAGACCGCUCGUAAAUCCACCGGAGGAAAGGCUCCUCGUAAGCAACUGGCCACAAAGGCAGCCCGCAAAAGUGCCCCGGCUACCGGAGGAGUGAAGAAGCCUCAUCGUUAUCGGCCAGGAACUGUCGCUCUUCGUGAAAUCCGUCGUUAUCAAAAAUCGACUGAGCUUCUGAUCCGUAAACUUCCGUUCCAGCGUUUGGUUCGUGAAAUCGCUCAGGAUUUCAAAACCGACUUGCGUUUCCAGAGCUCUGCUGUUAUGGCUCUCCAGGAAGCUAGUGAAGCUUAUUUGGUUGGUCUGUUUGAAGAUACCAAUCUGUGCGCAAUCCAUGCCAAGCGUGUGACCAUCAUGCCAAAGGACAUCCAGCUGGCACGCCGUAUCCGUGGAGAGCGUGCUUAAGCUUGCUUAAGAAAAACGCUAUUUUGACUGAUCUCAACUUAUCCGUAAAUGUACAAAAAACGGUCCUUCUCAGGACCAACAAUUUUUUUUCAACAAGAGUCGAUUUCAAUUUUCAAUCACAAUUUUAACUUAAAAUUUUAUCUAGCUUUUUAAAAUUCUUGCUAUCGUUCAAUUUGAAUUUAUAAACCCACUCCGGGGAGAGAAAACAUCAAAAAAAACAGCACCGACAUUUUAAUUUCUUCCUAAUUGCAAGUACAAACGGCGUCACACAACUAAUUUAUGAAAAUUCUUGAGUGGAUCGCGGAGAUUCGCGGGUUCGAAACCCAAUUUGUGGUUACCUAAGUUCCAAUAGGUUGCCCGAAAACUGAGCCAAGUCAGUUUUGUUUUAUUUUUACACAAUUUUAUGACGUUCUUUGUAUUCUGGAUCACACAUAAAAAAUAGUUAUUUGAAUGACUUCGAUUCAACAGUA
Messenger RNA from Wyeomyia smithii (pitcher-plant mosquito), 920 nucleotides. RefSeq names its product histone H3. The transcript has a single exon. Bases 40 to 450 code for a protein of 136 amino acids. NCBI's taxonomy places the organism in Eukaryota, Metazoa, Arthropoda, Insecta, Diptera, Culicidae. Gene Ontology annotation, molecular function: DNA binding; protein heterodimerization activity; structural constituent of chromatin. The record is from RefSeq and is a predicted model, not a curated record. Gene Ontology annotation, cellular component: nucleosome.